AUGACAAAUAGAAAUUACGAUGAUGCAAAUCAAUUAGCUGCAAAUGAAGCAAACAGCAGUUAUUCAGGUACUCAAAAAGCUUUAGCAGAAAAGAGUAAUAAUGAUUUAUUUAUCUCCCUUGGCACAACAUAUACGACAUCGAAAUGUAACACUUAUUGGCGGCUGGUGGAAGAUACUUCAGGUGUGGUUUUCGAAGCAGAACGUUACUUUGGUAAAUACUUCAACGAUACUUUGUAA
Messenger RNA from Clunio marinus, 237 nucleotides. The record is from the annotation of a GenBank genome assembly. Lineage: Eukaryota; Metazoa; Arthropoda; Insecta; Diptera; Chironomidae.